AUGGCCUCAUCGAUAAGCAUGGUAUUCUCUUGUCGUGGCAAAGUGACGAAUGCUGCAAAUGGCAUGGUGUUGAGUGCAGCAACACCACUGGCCAUGUCAUCACCAUCAAAUGUGAUGGUUGUCAAUUGCAAGUUAGGGAACCUUACCCAACUACGCUCACUUGAUCUCUCACACAACUCUUUGAAUUCCAUGUUUCCUUCGAUACUUGGUUCUAUGUUCGAAUCACUCGAAAAACUGGUCUUGUGUUAUAAUCAAUUCAAUGGAACGAUGCCAGACCUGAGAGGAUUUCCUUCAUUGAGAAAACUAAAUCUUAGGGGAAAUAACUUUACAGGUUCCAUUCCUCUAUACAUUAGUCAACUCUCCAUGCUUCAAGUUCUAGAUCUUUCUCAUAAUUCUUUGAAUGGUUUAGUUCCUCUAAGCAUUGGCCAACUCUCCAACCUUCAAGUUCUAUACCUUUCUCGUAAUUCUUUGAAAGGUUUAGUCUCUGAAUCCCACUUCUCCAAGCUUGAUAUGCUAAAGUCACUAGAUCUAUCAUUCAAUUCAUUGAUCUUGGAUAUUUCCUUGAAUUGGACUCCUCCUUUUCAGUUGGAUAAUAUACAUUUAGCCAGGUGCAAUGUGGGCCCAUAUUUUCCAAAAUGGCUCCAAUCUCAGAGGAGUUUGGUGUACCUUAAUCUAGAUGGUGCAAAUAUAACAGAUGAAGCCCCGGAGUGGUUGGGAAACAUGUCUCCUCUACUAGAGGAAUUAUCUCUCUCCUACAAUCAAAUAAGUGGUACGGUUCCGAAUCUCUCAUCCACCUCCAUUUGGUAUAUGGAUCUUAGUUACAAUCAAUUCUCAGGCCCUAUACCAUUAUUUCCUACCGAUGCUUACUUUAUUCAGUUGCGAAGAAAUAUGUUUUCUUCUUCAAUUUCAUCUAUUUGCAAAACUCCCCGCUGUUAUCUUGAAUACUUUGACCUAUCAAAUAACCAGUUUCCAGGAGAGGUUCCCAAUUGCUGGGACAAAAUGCCGCACUUGCGAUACCUCAAUCUAGCUAACAACAGUUUCUCAGGUGUAAUUCCCGACUCUCUUGGCGCUCUACGUAACCUCAGUGUACUUCAAAUGCAUGGUAAUAAUUUUUCUGGUCCAUUGCCUUACAAUUUGAGACAUUGCGAAAAAUUGAAAUUUAUUGAUGUUGAAGGAAACAAGUUAACGGGAGAGAUCCCCCGUUGGAUUGGCCAGCUGUAUGAAAUGGAAUUACUGAACCUUCGUGGAAAUAAGUUGAAUGGCACGAUUCCUAUUGAGAUAUGCAAUCUCACUAAUAUUCAUGUUCUAGAUUUGUCGAUAAAUAGCCUGUUUUCGAUAAUACCAGAUUGCUUCAACAAUUUCACUGUCUUGGCCAGUAAUAUCGCGUAUGAAAAUUUAAUUACUUUUGGAACACCGCACGGCAACUAUGAAAAGUGGGAGUUUGAAUAUUCAACAUUUCAAUGGAAAGGUACGGAAUCAGAAUACAGGAGAAAUCUUGGGCUUCUCAAACUUAUUGAUUUUUCGAGCAAUAGAUUGAUAGGGAACAUUCCCAUAUCAUUUUCCAAUAUGAGGUAUUUAAAUUCCUUGAAUCUAUCAAGAAAUAGUUUAACAGGAUAUAUAAUUCCAGAUAUUAGUAAAAUGGAGAUACUAGAUUCUCUUGAUCUAUCUCAUAACCAACUCUCGGGAAAGAUACCUUUAAGUUUGGCAAAAAUAUAUACUCUUGGUGUUCUUGAUUUGUCGAGCAACAAUUUAUCUGGAAAAAUUCCAAUGGGUACUCAACUUCAGAGCUUCAAUGCAUCGUCAUAUGCUGGGAAUGAUGUACUAUGCGGCGACCCUCUACCAAUGUGCCCCGAAGAUAGCUUGAGGCCAUCCACCACUAAUAUGAGGGAAAACAUGAAUGAGAACUACGGAAGCAUCUUCUCAUUUAUGCAAGAAGUUGCCAUAUCAAUGGCUUUUGGUUUUAUCUUUGGAUUUUGGGGAGUUGUUGGCUCAUUCAUACUGAAGAACUCAUGGCGAAUUGCAUUCUUCAAUUUGUUGGAUGCCGUUGGAGAUUGGUUCUGUAUUAGGAUUGCCGUGUUUGUAUCCAAAUCGAGACGAAGCUGA
This is a messenger RNA of Salvia hispanica, 2103 nucleotides long. The record is from RefSeq and is a predicted model, not a curated record. NCBI's taxonomy places the organism in Eukaryota, Viridiplantae, Streptophyta, Magnoliopsida, Lamiales, Lamiaceae.